This is a messenger RNA of Thunnus maccoyii (southern bluefin tuna), 5084 nucleotides long. It is a transcript of the gene ppfia2, whose product is annotated as PTPRF interacting protein alpha 2. Gene Ontology annotation, molecular function: protein binding. Gene Ontology annotation, biological process: synapse organization. Gene Ontology annotation, cellular component: presynaptic active zone. The transcript is spliced from 31 exons. NCBI's taxonomy places the organism in Eukaryota, Metazoa, Chordata, Actinopteri, Scombriformes, Scombridae. The record is from RefSeq and is a predicted model, not a curated record. Bases 593 to 4198 code for a protein of 1201 amino acids.
GAAAUGACUUUGAAUUUCUUUGCAACAAAAGGACAUUUUUUACAGUGCAAACACGGAGCAAACGUGUGACUCUGCUGCCAAUCGAGACACCCAGUAUGUUGCUGGCUGAGCCCGGCUGUGAUGCUCUGACUGGUUAUUGGUGAAGCCAAGAGGAGCAGGGAGGCGAUAAUCCACGCACAGACGGACCCAUCCGAGCCGCUGGCAGAGCUGCUUGCAGCGGGCGUCGGGGGACCAUGGAUCCGCUGUCUCUCCGCGGGUUUUACUCUCCAGACAAAUCAUUAGGACACACAGAAUAGUCAUUUUUGCAUGCGAGCGGGGAGGUGCAAAGAAGACAAGAGAGUUGAUUUUUGUUUUCACUUCUUUUUGUGAUCACGGUUUUUCUUUUCCUUCUCUCGGAAGCGUUGCGCAUCUUACCGGAGCGCUUCACCAUCCGAUGCCGGGAGCGCAGCGUCGGGUCAGGGGCUGAUCCGAGUCCUCGCUUCGGGAUCGUUUUUCGAGUUUCCGUGAACACUUUACGUUUGGUUGAUUUAAAAAAAAUACACACACACACAUACACGGAUCAGUUCUGGAUUGCUUGUCCAACAAAGGGAUUAUGAUUUUCUCAGAUAUGAGUACGGGGACCAACUCCCCCAAGGUGCAUCCACCGAAUGGGACGAGGUUUUACACGUUCCAGGAAUUUGCUGCAUUGACCAAGGAGCUGAACGCCUGCAGGGAGCAGCUGCUGGAGAAGGAGGAGGAGAUCUCUGAACUCAAAGCCGAGAGGAACAACACCAGGCUACUGCUGGAGCAUCUGGAGUGCCUGGUGUCCAGACAUGAGCGGUCACUUCGUAUGACAGUGGUCAAGCGGCAGGCUCAGUCUCCUUCGGGAGUCUCCAGCGAAGUCGAGGUCCUCAAAGCACUCAAGUCCUUGUUCGAACACCAUAAAGCCCUAGACGAGAAGGUAAGAGAGAGACUUCGGGUGUCGCUUGAAAGGGUGUCUGCCUUGGAGGAGGAGCUGACAGCAGCCAAUCAGGAGAUUGUGGCCUUACGGGAACAGAAUGCUCACAUCCAGAGGAAAGUGGCGUCCGGAGAUGGAGGAGAAGACAUACUGGAGGGUAGCGAAGCUCAACAGAAGGUCCACAGCAAGCGUCUGUCCAAUGGCUCCCUGGAGUCGGCCCACGACGCGAGCCAGGUGGUGGAGCUGCAGGACCUGCUGGAGAAGCAGAACUACGAGCUGGCCCAGAUGAAGGAGCGCAUGUCCUCCCUCUCUUCCCGGGUCUCUGAGGUGGAGCAGGAGCUGGAAACCGCCCGCAAGGACCUCAUCAAGUCAGAGGAGAUGAACAACAAGUACCAGAGGGACAUCAAAGAGGCUAUGUGUCAGAAGGAGGACAUGGAGGAACGGAUCGUCACGCUGGAGAAACGCUACCUGAGCGCCCAACGAGAGUCCACCUCGGUGCACGACAUCAACGACAAACUGGAGAACGAGUUGGCCAAUAAGGAGGCGUUCCUCAGACAGAUGGAGGAGAAGAACAGGCAGCUACAGGAGAGGCUGGAGCUCGCCGAGCAGAAGCUCCAGCAGACCAUGAGGAAGGCCGAGACGCUGCCGGAGGUAGAGGCCGAGCUGGCGCAGAGGAUAGCGGCCCUCACUAAGGCGGAAGAGCGUCACGGAAGCAUCGAGGAGCGAAUGAGGCACUUGGAAUGCCAGCUGGAGGAGAAGAACCAGGAGCUGCUACGGGCUCGACAGAGAGAAAAGAUGAACGAGGAGCACAACAAGCGCCUCUCGGACACGGUGGACCGGCUCCUCACAGAGUCCAACGAGCGUCUUCAGCUCCACCUGAAGGAACGGAUGGCGGCUCUAGAAGAGAAGAAUUUGUUAAUCCAAGACUCGGAAGGUUACAGAAAACAGUACGAGGAGUCGAUACAAGAAAAAACGCAGCUGGCAGAGGAGAUUGAGAAACUGAGAUCAGAGCUCGACCAGUUCAGAUUGAGGGCAGGCUCCCUCACAGAACCCACCCUGUCACGGUCUCAUCUGGACACAUCAGCCGAGCUUCGAUUCUCGUUGGGAUCUCUGGCUGAAACCCAGUCGGACCACUACCGCUCAGCCAAGGUCAUCCGGCGGCCAAGGAGAGGUCGAAUGGGUCUGCGGGAAACCAAGGCUAAGUCGCUCGGGGAGCAUGAAUGGCGUUCGCAGCAGCUCGGGGUUCUGGGAGGCCACCACUUCGAGAGCGAUACGGAGAUGUCAGACAUCGAUGACGACGACAGGGAAACGUUGUUUAGCUCCAUGGACCUCCUCUCACCCAGCGGCCACUCUGAUGCACAAACCCUGGCCAUGAUGUUGCAGGAGCAGCUGGACGCCAUCAACAAGGAGAUUCGGCUGAUACAGGAGGAGAAAGAGUCGACAGAGCUACGGGCGGAGGAGAUUGAGAACCGGGUGGCCAGUGUCAGCCUUGAGGGCCUCAACCUGGCCCGUAUGCACCACCACGGAGCCUCCAUCACUGCCUCAGCCACCGCUUCGUCCCUUGCGUCCUCCUCCCCACCCAGCGGACACUCCACCCCUAAACUUGACCCUCGAAGCCCCGCUCGUGACAUGGAGCGGAUGGGGGUCAUGACACUGCCCAGUGAUCUGAGGAAACACAGGAGAAAGAUUGCUGCGGUGGAAGAGGACGGCCGCGAGGACAAGGCCACCAUCAAGUGCGAGACGUCCCCCCCUCCAACGCCACGCACCGUCCGAAUGACACACACACUGCCAGCCUCCUCGCACAAUGAUGCACGAGGGAUCGUGGCCUCUCUGGAGGCUGAGGCCAGCGCCCUGAGUAGUGUAGCCAGCAGCCAAGACUCCCUCCACAAGCAACCGAAGAAGAAAGGCAUCAAAUCCUCCAUCGGGCGACUUUUCGGCAAGAAGGAGAAGGGCCGACUGGCACAUCUGGCACACAGACAAGUCAUGGUCGAUCCACAAGCCACCAUGAUGGACGCUGACAUGGCGGGCCAGGACAUGGGGGUGGGCAAGCUGGGAACUCAGGCUGAGAAGGACCGCAGGUUGAAAAAGAAACACGAACUAUUGGAGGAGGCCAGGAGAAAGGGUUUACCUUUCGCCCAAUGGGACGGCCCCACGGUUGUAGCCUGGCUGGAGCUGUGGUUGGGAAUGCCGGCCUGGUACGUGGCGGCGUGCCGUGCCAACGUGAAGAGCGGAGCCAUCAUGUCAGCUUUAUCUGACACCGAGAUCCAGAGGGAGAUCGGUAUCAGUAACCCUCUUCACCGGCUCAAACUUCGCCUGGCCAUCCAGGAGAUGGUCUCCCUCACCAGCCCCUCCGCCCCGCCAACCUCCAGAACCCCGUCAGGCAAUGUAUGGGUGACCCAUGAGGAGAUGGAGACCCUGGCAGCCCCUUCCAAAACGAAAUCAGAGUCUGAAGAGGGGAGCUGGGCACAGACUCUAGCUUAUGGCGACAUGAAUCAUGAGUGGAUAGGGAACGAGUGGCUGCCCAGUCUAGGACUACCUCAGUACCGCAGCUACUUCAUGGAGUGCCUGGUGGAUGCUCGCAUGCUGGACCACCUCACAAAGAAGGACCUGAGGGUGCACCUCAAAAUGGUGGACAGCUUCCACAGAACAAGUUUACAGUAUGGAAUCAUGUGUCUGAAGAAGCUCAACUAUGACAGGAAGGAACUGGAGAGACGUAGGGAGCAAAGCCAGCAUGAAAUGAGAGACGUGCUGGUGUGGAGUAAUGAGCGGGUCAUCCGCUGGGUGCAGAGCAUAGGCCUGAGGGACUAUGCCAACAUCCUGCUGGAGAGCGGCGUGCACGGAGCCCUGGUCGCCCUCGAUGACAACUUUGACUACAGCAGCCUGGCGCUGCUCCUCCAAAUCCCCAACCAAAACACUCAGGCACGUCAGAUUCUGGAGCGAGAGUACAAUAAUCUGCUGGCGCUGGGCACUGACAGGAGACUGGAUGAGUGUGACGACAAAGACUUCAGAGGUCCAUCGUGGAGGAGGCAGUUCCCGCCCCGGGACGUGCACGGUAUCAGUAUGAUGCCCGGAUCAGCUGAGACGCUCCCUGCCGGAUUCCGUCUCACCGCGACGUCUGGUCACUCCCGGAGAUUGCCCCCUGAGGUCCUCUAUGAGGCGCUGGAUGACAGUCCUGACGACAUGUAUUUGGAUUGGUUUCAAGUUGGACCCUCUGCGGUGCAGCGGCUGGACAGCUCCACGGUGAGAACCUACUCCUGCUGAGAGGAGGAAGAGAGGGACCUUAAACUGUACGCUAUACAGUUCUGAAUGGAGACUAACUAGGGGGAGCUGCUGGACGGGCCAAACCGCCCAGGAACAAACCAUUCUGACGACACGCACUGCCAAGAAGCCCUGCUCUCCUCUCUGAACCCCCCCUCCCUCCCUCCCACGACCAUCCAUCCCUAAAAUGUGGGCACCAGAUGCCGGUGCUAAACUGUCCUGCAGGCUACCCCGUUGUCACCAUUUCUACCUUUUACAUGUACAGUAACUUGUCGAAGCAUAACGUACUGUGUAUUUCUUCUACAGGAGACGUGUAGGUUAUCUGUAAAUUAAUAUAAAUAUGCCAUUUUUUAAUAUAUACACACAUCUAUGUAUAAAAUGAUAUUCAGAGUUUGUGCAAAAAAAUGUCCCUGCCACCUCAUUUAGUGGACCAUAGAUUAAUAUAUGCUGCUCUUUAAACUGUCUCCAUAUUACCCUGCUCCCCUAGAUCAUUUUGUACAUAUGGUUUUAUUUUUUCAUUGUGCUGAUGAUAACUGUAUGAUGAUGGACCUGUGCUGCACCAUAGUGAGGAAGAAAACUCUGGAUGUGUGAAAAAUCUGCCCUCUAGUGGUUUACCAAAAAAAAAAAAAAACACUUUGAGCCCCAUUUCUGGCACCGACAAACUUCAUCAUCCUUUCUUAUGGACUCGCUGGCAUAAAAAGAGCGUUUUAAGCGAACGCAUUGACGCACUGGAAAGACAUGACAAGCACUUUGAUACAACCACAUCAACUCAACGGACUCUUUAGUAGCCAAGGACAAAACAAGAGACGCCAUCGCUCUCCGAAGUUGCACAAAACUUCCUCUCAGAGAACAAAAAAAAAAAAAAAAAAAAAAAGCAGGACGUCAGUCG